Molecule: messenger RNA, 333 nt
Organism: Lathyrus sativus (Indian pea)
Lineage: Eukaryota; Viridiplantae; Streptophyta; Magnoliopsida; Fabales; Fabaceae
Source: the annotation of a GenBank genome assembly
AUGGACGUGGUUGUUGAUCCUGGAAUUGGGUGGAUGGAGUUUAAAGAGUAUUUGGAACCUUAUGGUAUAUUUUUUCCACUUGAUCCCGGUCCUGCUGUAAGUAUUGGAAGGAUGUGUGCUACACGCUGUUCUGGAUCAUUAGCUGUGAGGUAUGGAACUAUGCUUGAUAAUGUCAUCAGUCUCAAGGUAGUUCUUGCCAAUGGAGAUAUUGUGAAGACUGCAUCUCGAGCUAGGAAGAGUGUUGCAGGGUUUGUUUUGUUCCUUUACUUUUAUCUAUUAAUUAACUCCCUUAUAAUUUUCUCACCUUCCAUGAAUGGAUGCUUCACAGCUUAG